AUGAGUGCCGAAUAUACUACCGUCCCCAUCUCUCUAUGGGAUGGCACCAAAGCAAAUACCGAUAUCUUUGCCCGAGCCACUUUCAUCUUCAAUGCGCAACUAUCCUUCGAAAAGCUACAUCAAACAUGGAUCCAAAUGCUACAGGCAAGACCUAUCAUGCAAGCGCGCGUGCGUCGCUCCAAGACUGCGGCUUCCGGUCUCGAGUACCACGUCUACACUCCCGAGGGCCUAGCGCGCUACCUACAGAAGCAAAGCACCGCCCCAGAUCACCUAAAGGAUUUCUUCUGCCUGGACCAGUCGAAGCGAUCCAUCACUGAAUACUCUCCCGCCAUUAGCACCAGCCCGCCCAGCGAGCGGGGCAUCUUCGUCGCCGAUGCUCCAGACCCAGAGGACCAACAGCGCUGCACGACAUUCAAUGGUGUUGAAACCAUGGACACACUUCUCACCUCUGAUCGCCCUGUCAUGACAAUUCAAGUGACCCGGUUCAGCGACGCGACCCUCAUCACUUUCUCGUUCAACCACCUCAUGGGCGAUCUCUUCACAAUCCCAGAUAUCUUAAACGGCUGGGAGGACGCUCUGAACGGAAGACCUACCGAGCCAUGGGAAAAGCUGGAGGUCGACCCCUUCGCCGAAUACGGGCCGGGCGGAAAACUCGCAAGCAAAGAUGUCGAGUCGAGCAAUCCCGCCCUGCCACCGGGCUGGCGCAUGCUCGGGGUCAUCGACAAAGCGCGACUCGUCUCACGUGUCCUCUGGGACAUGCACUAUAAGCGGCCGGAGAAGACGAUAUCGCAGAAAUACGUGUUCCUCCCGAACGCGGAAGUCGACCGCCUAGUCGAGGAAGCGAAGCGGGAUCUGAUCGCGCUGGAAGAGCGUCGGCGGCAGCAAGGAGUGGCGUCGAACUCGAGCGCGCCCCCAAGCUCAGCCGCUCGAAUGUCAUAUACGCUUGGCUCUUGA
Messenger RNA from Penicillium soppii, 954 nucleotides. RefSeq lists its product as uncharacterized. The transcript is spliced from 3 exons. The record is from RefSeq and is a predicted model, not a curated record. NCBI's taxonomy places the organism in Eukaryota, Fungi, Ascomycota, Eurotiomycetes, Eurotiales, Aspergillaceae. Bases 1 to 954 code for a protein of 317 amino acids.